Cryptotermes secundus is the source of this 1540-nucleotide messenger RNA. RefSeq lists its product as uncharacterized. NCBI's taxonomy places the organism in Eukaryota, Metazoa, Arthropoda, Insecta, Blattodea, Kalotermitidae. The record is from RefSeq and is a predicted model, not a curated record. Bases 66 to 1265 code for a protein of 399 amino acids. The transcript is spliced from 4 exons.
UGUUCGUUAGUGAGACGUCUGGGUCUACAUUUCAUCCACCUGCUGUCGGAAGUCAGGUUCGCAACAUGACGGCACUACUGAGGCAUGCUGAUGUGACGCUGUGGCACUCUCUGGUCACGCUGCUGCUCCUUGUGGCGUCGAGCAGCAGUAGCGAUCCCAGUGAGGGAAACAGGACAGCUGUAGAGAGUCGCGGGACGACGACUCCCAUCUGGUGGCCGUUUGUGGAAUGUUUCUUCCUUGCCGAUGUGAACAAGUGCCUGCAGGACCAAACUGUGCGAGCAUUCGUUGGGCUAGACCGGAAGGACGAUGUAUACAUCGAUACCGAGAAGGAAACCGUGAAACUACCAGGAGAGAAUGAAGAGGGAAUCUUCGAAGUGCUUGGGGAUCUCGUUAGUGACGGAUUGUCGAAGUUUUUCCAGGACGAUAAGAAAGGUGAAGAAGAAGACGACGACGACGAUGAUGAUGAUGAUGAGGAGGAGGAGGAGGAUGAGGAGGAUGAUGAUGAUGAUGAGGAGGAAGAUACAGAUGAAAUCCAACCAGCAGAAAACGGUGAUAGCAACAAACUUAGUCAUGAAAAUAAUAGGACACUAGCUGUAGCUGGGAAUAUACAAAGAAGCAUGGAAACAGGUCGUGGAAAGAAGAAGAAAAAGAAGAAGAUGAUUAAAAAAGCUAUUAUUAAACUGAUAAUCUUGAUUGUACUCUUAAAAAUAAAAUUUUUAAAAUCUCUCUACGUGUUCGGCAAAUUCCUGCAGUUUAAGUUGGUGCUUCUCAUAACAAUUAACACAAUUAUAAACGUUAUACGGUUCAUCAUGGAAUGGAAGAAGAAAAAGGAACCUGAAAAUGUCGUGUACUCGUACGAACAGGCACAUCAUCAACAUCACUAUGACGAGCACCACCACGUCGAUCCCAUUCACCAGGACGAAGAUAAAGGAUGGCUGGGUGGACUAUGGUCCAGAGCCGGCACUCACGACGGGGGCCGGUCUAUCAGUCCGGCCGAAUAUGCGCAUGAUAUAGCAUAUUCCGCGCAGAAACCAUCACAGAAUUACGCAUAUAGUGCGCAGAAAGCUUCUCAAGUUCCAGCACGCUAUGCGCAGGCGUCGACACAAGGUCCAGCACGCUAUGCGCAGGAAUCAACACAAGAUCCAGCACGCUAUGCACAGAAAUCAGUGCAAAUUGAAGCAAACUAUGAGAAUAAACCUUCGCAACAAGUAGCAUAUUACUCCUACGUUCAAAAUCCAAAUUUCAAUGCCCAAAGAUCAUUGUAACGGAAUGACGUUAUUACAUUCGAAAAUAUGUUACUUUUUGAAACUAAAAUUAUCAUAUAUUAUAUUAGGCCUCUCUGUGCCAUAAUAAACAACUGUAGUCCUAGAUUGAGGCUCACUGUUUGCAGAGACACUUUAAUAUAUUUCGCAAAGAAAGGGGCUGCAGUGACUUAUAUUCGGCUCACUUCCUAGGCAAUCCAGCAAUAAGUUAUGGCCGAAAAUAUCUCUGCACUUACAGCGCUCGUAAGCUUAAGAAGAACGAGCCAUCCCCGGAUAAG